This is a messenger RNA of Caenorhabditis briggsae, 1884 nucleotides long. Gene Ontology annotation, molecular function: protein dimerization activity. The record is from RefSeq and is a predicted model, not a curated record. Bases 1 to 1884 code for a protein of 627 amino acids. The transcript has 10 exons. Lineage: Eukaryota; Metazoa; Nematoda; Chromadorea; Rhabditida; Rhabditidae.
AUGCCUCAAUGGUUCAUUGAUCCCAACAAAAUCGAUUGUGAAUUAGUGAUAAAGAACAAAAAGGAAGGAUUCGGCGGUUUUUAUAAAAAAUGCACUGAUAAACAGGGAUACAUGCGAGUGGUGUUUGUUCAUCAUGCGACCGGCGCAGAGAACGCCGUCAAAUUUUUAAAGUGUGAAUCUUGCUCGAGCAUUAUAGGAGAUAACGGUGGCCAUUUGCAGCGCCACCAGAAAAAACACAGUACAUCUGGAAAUUCUACGUCCCGUAACGUUUUGAAUGCUUCAAAACUGGAUGUAUCGAGAUUGCUGUCACGAUUUUUUGCCACCACUGGAAGGCCAUUGCACGAAAUGGAAAAUUCUUCGUUUAGAACGUUGGUCGGCGAUUUAUUGAAUCUCGGCAAGCGAAUGGAUCCAACAUCAGUACCAAUGUCGCUUAUUCCCAGCAGAAGUUCUACGCGACGGUAUACCUUGGAAAAACUGGACAAUGAAAUUGCAAAGUUGCGAACUCUGGUGUUGCCUAUUGCGAAAUCGGGAUACCUAUCGUUCAUGGCUGAUUUUGGAAGAGUUCACGAAGAUUUUUUGUGCCUGAAGGCUUCUUAUUUGGAAGAAAGGAUUGACGAAGAUGGUAGUCUGAAAUGGGUGACACUCGUCGUUCCAAUCGCCUAUAUGUCAGUGUCCGGAGAUUUGAAAGAUGCGAAUAAUAUUUUCAUUAUGAUCAAACAAGCCGUUUUGAAUUUUUUUGGCGAAGAUUUGGAUUUGAAGACUGCAUUUUUAACAGCGGACGGAGCUCAUAAUAUUCGUCGCUGUGCAACAGAUCAUUUUAACCAAUAUGUCCGCUGCUUCGCUCAUGCGACUGAUAUCAUUGGAAAACGAACACUGCUUCCUUAUAAAUCAACAAUAGUUUCUCCUCUUGAACGAUCGAUUUUGAAAAACUAUUCCGAUCUCCUGGAAUUGUGUCGACUGUUCACAAUGAGUCUCAAAAAGGACCGAGCGUUGUACAAGGAAAUUGGCGUGUCUCUUUUGGAUGUAGUCCCAACACGAUGGUUCUCUGGAUUUAAGUGUCUUGUUGCGGUUUACAAAAACAUUGACAAAUUAGGAUCCUUUAUUGCCGAGAUGACCCCAACUUCUGCUUCGCACCUGGACGAACUGCUAAAAAUAGAAAAUAGAAUCAGAUACAAAGAACUAUCUGAUGUAAUGGAUCCAUUACUACAAUCGAAUACAUAUUUCCAGGAGAAUUCGGACAGUUUGAAAGAUGUGGCUGUGUUUGUCGUUAGCUUAAUGGAUGAAUUUGAUCGAUUUUCGGUAGCUGGAGAGAAAGAGGUUCUUGUCAAAUUCGCGAAACAAGCAACGAGAAAAAUGUGCACAGAUCUCGAUACCAUUCAUUUUGUAGCCACCUAUUUGAAUCCUCCGUCUAAAGAUUUACAUGAGUUACAAUUGAGAUACGAUCGGCAUCAGAUUCCGAUUGAUAUCGUGAACGAUGCUCAGAAGCUUCUGGACGAUUUGGGAAAAAGUUUUGAGGAAAUGAGAUAUCAGGCGCCACCACAAAGCCAACCACCUGCACGUCAUCUCACUUUCCUUCAACGUACUCUGGGCGGAUCAAGCGCCCCAAAAAGCAGUUCGCUUCAUCAAGAACAGCAGCAAUACGAGAGAGACAACAGAAGUAUGCCUGCAUCAAAAUUUUGGCCUCUGGCAAAAAGCUCCUAUCCAAUUUUGCACGAAAUCGCCCGAAAAGUUCAUGCGAUUCAAGCUUCGGAAGCAGAUGUAGAAAGAUCUUUUUCAAUCAUAAAAAACUUGUACACACCAAAUCGUCAGAGCCUGGACUUAAAAAUGCUGGAAAAGUUGAUGAUUUUCAAAGAAAAAGAUCGAUUCGACACAGGCGAGACUUGA